AUGUCACGAACAACAAUAUGCUUAGUAUCUUCUUUGGUUAUUCUUGUUGCUUUGAAUAGCAGUCAUGCUUGGAACUUUGGCAACAUGGACCAAAUUGCACAAUCUUUUCUUCAACGACAUGGAAUGCAAGCAUCAGGUAAUGGUAAUGGUGGCCACGGAAAAUUUGCCAUAACAUCUUGUGUCAGUGCUGCAUCUACUGGUAAUUAUAUGGCAUGUGUCGGUCAGUUGGCUCAUAAAAUUUGGACUUUACAUAAUUGGAGUGAAGAUACACCGAUUACACUUUGUGGUAUGCAAUGCAUUGGCAAUCUUAAAGGACGUAUUUCAAAGUUGAAAUGGAAAUGGGAUGCUAAAUUUCGAUGUGAUGGUAAAGCACCAGGUAUCUAA
This is a messenger RNA of Rotaria sordida, 384 nucleotides long. NCBI's taxonomy places the organism in Eukaryota, Metazoa, Rotifera, Eurotatoria, Philodinida, Philodinidae. The record is from the annotation of a GenBank genome assembly.